GUGGUCAGCGGCCACUCGGGCUGAGCUGCCAGGAGCUUCGCUGCCUCAGGUCCAGUUGGAGGUUCUGUCCCGUGAGUCCAUGGAGAGGCACGCUCAUGCACACUUCCAGCGAGGUCACCUGGCCCAGGAGAAGCACCAGAUGCUGGACCUGAACCGACGCCUGGAGAGCUACCUGGGCCGGGUGAAAUCCCUAGAGGGGGAGAACGCGCUGCUCGCCCAGGAGAUCCGAGACCUGCGCCGCGGCAAUGACGCCUCGGCGAGGAAGAAGAACAUGGAGAAAGAACUCCGUGAGGCCAGAGUGGCGCUCGACACGGCUUGGAGGGACCGAGUCUUCACGGAGAUAGAGGUCCGCAAGCUGAGCGAGGAGUUGCAGGUUUUGGACUGGCACUGGCAGCAGGAGGCUCAGGCCGAUGUAGAAGCCAAGACCAAGGUAGAGGUGAGCAGGAAGGAGCUGGAGGAGGAGCACAGAGCUCAGAGGUGGCUCAGGGAGAAGAUCGGCCAACUGGAGAAUGAAAUGAGCCUCCUGGUUCAGACCCAUCAGCAGGACGUGGCCCACUUGGAAGCGAACCCUGACACCCAUUCCACGGCGUCGGUGCCGACCCGCUUCGCUCAGAGGGGCAACGCGACUUCUGACCUCCACCAGCUGGAGCAGGAGCUCCACCACAGGGCCACCAGAGCCUGGCAGGAGAUGGCGGAGGCCUACCAGGCCCAGUUGGUUGGGCUGGAGGAGUCUCUGAACCAGAAUCAAGCCCGCUUGAGCCAAGCGGACCGGGAAAAGAGCGAGAACCAGGCGAAGCUGCGAGCGCUGGAGAGGGACAUGGUCUCUGCUCAAGACGUCAGGCUGCAUCUGGAGAGGAGUGCAGACCAGCAGCAGGAGGAACACACCUGCAGAACAUCCACACACUGCAGUCUUGUUUCCUUUCCUGGCUCCAGAGAAGCCAGCGAAACAAUCGCACUUCCCAUGUUUGUUGUUGAUGGAAGCCUGGCUGGCUCCUGCAAGUCAGAGCACUGGGAGGGCCUGGAGAGGGAGAAGGAGGAUCUAGGUCAGCAGCUUGAUCUUCUCGUUGUGGAGAACCGAGGCUUGCUGCAGCAGAAGAUGUCUCUGAGCCUGGAGGUUGCCACCUACAGAGCUUUGCUGGAUGGCGAGGGCCCUCAAAGAAAUGACGUCGCUCUGCAGAAACAGCCCAGAAACAUUAUUUGCAAGGUUCCUGAUCCAUCACUCCUAGAGAGGAAGGCAGCCUUCAGGGCCCAUAACCUUCUGUGGAAGUUGUACCACAAAGAUCGUAUUUUUACUCCAGUUGUUGAUCAGAUCCUCUCCUCCACAGAUGCACCGUUGAAGACUUUCCGAGAGAAUUAUCAGCCAUCUGUUCGCCGUAACACCGCUCCCCUCUCAUCACCUCUCCGCCGACAGCCAGCAACAUUUGAUACCACAACGCUCUUGAGGAGCACAACUAAAACCACCAGUGAACCUCAGACGGAAUCAAGGGAGCCUGAUGAUGAAGAUACAACUACGGCCAAACAAGAAAGCCAGUAUCCCAAAAUACUGCAGGAAGGAGCAGUGGAAGAGUUCAGAGCACAGGAAGUGGACGAGAAAGUGACCUACGCAGAGCCUCUUUCUCCUUCAGGAGAGGAGGAUGAGGUGGAGCAUCAUGAUGGAGACAUGUGUGAAGAUGAUGUUAUUGUUGUCAAGGAAAAAGCAGCUGUCAGCUUCCAGCUUCAGUCUUCACAGCCACCACUUUCUAAGGAGCUAAUUCAGAAACAAUCUCAAAGCCAGGAGAAGACAUCAGACCUUCUGGAAAUGACAGAGGACACAUUCAGUUCCUCAGCUGAAUGUGAUCAAAAACAGACAACUGAUGUUUCGAUUGAGACGUCUCCUGAGGAAGAGUGCGUGAGCAAAGAUGUACAGGAGGAACUAGAGGCCUUAGUCCAAGCGACUCCAGAAUCCAGGACAAUCCUCUCCUCUUCCAAGUGUGAGGAAGUAGAUAUGACAAACAUCUCCAAGGAUCACACGGCUGAGAUCAGGCAGGAAAUAAUCUACUCCACCUUGGCGGAAGCAGCAGACACGUUGUAUCCUGAUGGAGAAGAGAUGGAUACGUGGGACAGUGUGAUGAAGAAGAUUCAUGUUGAGUCAAAUGUUCCCAAACCGGAGGCAGAAGUAAAAACAGAAUAUGCAGAACCAGAGGAAGACAUCUCAACGAGAAGGUCUGAGCCAAGCAGAGAAGAGAUGAAGAAGCAAGACGACCACCCGUCCAUCUAUCAUGAAGAGCAAUCUCAAAGUUCCAACAACCAAGAGGAUGAAGAUGAAGACUCGCAAAAUGUCUCUGUGUCAUGGAGGACCGAGCUGGAGAGCGACAGCUAUGCUCAGGACAACACUCUGGCCGACACACGUCCUCUGAUUCGAUACAAGAGCGACGAGACGGACACCAAUACUCAGGCGUGGCACGUGGACGGAAGCGAGUCCAGCGACGGUGAGCAGGACCAGAAGACCGGAGAUGCCGCCACCUGGACCGAGACCAAGGCCAAGAACUUUGGAACCAUGGAGGAUCUUUGUGAGGACGUGGAAGAGGAAGCAGUGGAGUGUGAGCAGAAAUGUUCUGAUGAUAAAGAUGCUGGAGUGGACAAAGUCACCUUAGAAGCCAGUGAGGUUAUUUUGGAUGAAGAUGUGAGGAGCACACCUGUGGUCCUCCAAGAUAUUCCCUACGACGAUGAAGAGAUCGACACGGACAGACUUGUGGAGCUGGAAUUGGAAAACCUCUCCACGGAUCGAUACGCCUCUCACUUUGCUCAGCAGCUGGACAAGGAAAGCGAGCCGCAGCUUCUUGAGGACCAUGAAGAUGAAACCAUGACAACGGAACAAAAAGAUGACGAGAAAGUAAACUCCUGCAUGAAUACAGAUGUCAAAGUAGAAGACGAUCUGGAAGCAAAAGACUUCACAAGGUCUCUGGUGGACUCUCAAGAGGUGAAGGAGGACGAGGACAACCGGGUUGCUUUAGAGGCUCCAGGAAGAAAGGAGGAAGACUUUCACUUUAAUGUUUCCAUGGAGACUCAUGUUGAUGAAACCUUUAGUGAGUUCCUCAACAGGACUGCCAUGGUUGAAGAAGUGAUGGAAGGAGAAAUAGAAGAAGUAGUAGAAGAAGAAAUAGAAGUAGUAGGAGAAGAAACAGAAGAAGUAUUAGAAGAAAAAGGAGUAGAAGAAGAAAUAGAAAAAGUAUUAGAAGAAGUAGUACAAGACAACCGGGUUGCUUCAGAGGCUCCGGGAAGAAAGGAGGAAGACUUUCACUUUACUGUUUCCAUGGAGACUCGUGCUGAUGAAACCUUUAGUGAGUUCCUCAACAGGACUGACAUGGUUGAAGAAGUAGUAGAAGAAGAAAUAGAAGUAGUAGGAGAAGAAACAGAAGAAGUUGUAAAAGAAAAAGGAGUAGAAGAAGAAAUAGAAAAAGUAUUAGAAGAAGUAGUAGAAGAAAACCGGGUUGCUUCAGAGGCUCCGGGAAGAAAGGAGGAAGACUUUAACUUUAAUGUUUCCAUGGAGACUCGUGCUGAUAAAACCUUUAGUGAGUUCCUCAACAGGACUGACAUGGUUGAAGAAGUAAUGGAAGGAGAAAUAGAAGAAGUAGUAGGAGAAGAAACAGAAGAAGUAGGAGAAGAAACAGAAGAAGUAGGAGAAGAAACAGAAGUAGUAUUAGAAGAAGUAGUAGAAGAAGAAGAAGAAGAAGAAGUAGUAGUAGAAGAAGAAAUAGAAGAAGUAGUAGGAGAAGACACAGAAGAAGUAUCGGAAGAAGAAAUAGAAGAAGUAGUAGAAGAAAUAAAAGAAUAUGAAGUGGAAUAUGUAGAGGAAGAAGAAAUGGAAGAAGUAUUGGAAGAAGAAAUGGAAGAAGUAUCGGAAGAAGAAAUGGAAGAAGUAUCGGAAGAAGAAAUAGAAGAAGUAGUAGAAAAAAUUAAAGAAUAUGUAGUGGAAGACGAAAUGGAAGAAGUAGUAGAAGAAGAAGUAGUAGCAAAAAAAAUAGAAUUAGUAGGAGAAGAAACAGAAGAAGUAGUGGAAGAAGAAAUGGAAGUAGUAGGAGAAGAAACAGAAGAAGUAGUAAAAGAAAAAGAAAAAGAAGUAAUAGCAGAAAAAAUAGAAGUAGCAGGAGAAGAAACGGAAAAAGUAGUGGAAGAAGUAGUAGAAGAAGAAAAAGAGAACCUAGGGGAGCCAAAGACUGGCCUGGAAAACCUAAAAGAUCUCAUCCCCAAGGCCGUAGAAGCUACUUCUUGUUUGCAUGAGGAGAACCUAGUAGAAGACGCUGCAGGUUGUCUAGCAGCUGAAUGGACCGUCCUGGAGAACCUCAGCAAGGACUUUGACAUCACAGCUCUAAGCGAUGAAGAUGAGGCAUGUGGGGAAACUGCCCAGAGUCGUCCUUGCGACAGUGCCGCCAUAUUUGAGGCGCAGCCUGUUGAAAUCUCUCCUGAAACGGCGCUCGAGGAGAACGUCAUCAUCGCCGUGAAGGACUCAGCAGAAUUCCUCAAAACAAAUGGCAGAGACAAGCAAGAUUUCUGGGCGGCGUCCUUUGAGGACAGCGCCGCUUUCCGAGCAGAUGACGACGCGACAGAGAAUACCAACGUCACGUUUGGCGGCGGACUGGCUUGGGGGAAGGCGGUGAACGGAAGCUCCGCCCAUGGACGCACCCCUCAGGAGGGCGGGUCGGUCCAUUCAGAGGAGUCGGAGGCUGAGGGUGGAUGCUGGUCUUCUGGGGACGAGUAGUCUGAUUUGAUUAGCGGUCACAGCGCCCCUUUGUGCUCCUCCGUGUCAUUACAAGCAUUGAGUCUGGUCUUUAAGGGGGGAAUUUAGCAUGUUGGACGUGAAAGUCAAAGCUCGCCUAUGGAAGACCAAGUUGUGCCUUGGAGCGCACCCUAGUAGCGCAAUACACCAACGUGCCAAUUUCACGUAAAAACAUCAAAGAUUUCACUGCCUUUGACCCUCCUGUGUCCUUCCUCCCGUCCUAAUUAUCCUUCACACUUCUGGAAGGUCCCAAGUUGAAGAUUGAUCUCCAGGAAACCGUUAUUGAUGACAAUAUUGAUCUGUGGCUAAUCAGAUUUCACCUCCUGAUAGAGGAGGAGCAGCUGUUUAUUGAUCAUUCUGUUGAGUUCACGUGUGUUCUUUGUGACCAAUGAAGCUUUUUUUUUUUUGGCUUGAUUGAUUGAACCGUUUAGUCUGCUGUCCUUUGAAAUCUGCAAUAAACUUUACGACUGCU
Messenger RNA from Entelurus aequoreus (snake pipefish), 5228 nucleotides. RefSeq names its product nestin (gene nes). Gene Ontology annotation, cellular component: intermediate filament. The record is from RefSeq and is a predicted model, not a curated record. Lineage: Eukaryota; Metazoa; Chordata; Actinopteri; Syngnathiformes; Syngnathidae. Gene Ontology annotation, molecular function: CCR5 chemokine receptor binding; intermediate filament binding. Gene Ontology annotation, biological process: positive regulation of intermediate filament depolymerization.